Molecule: messenger RNA, 1536 nt
Organism: Selaginella moellendorffii
Lineage: Eukaryota; Viridiplantae; Streptophyta; Lycopodiopsida; Selaginellales; Selaginellaceae
Product: probable purine permease 5
Exons: 2
Coding region: 255-1388 (377 amino acids)
Cellular component (GO): membrane
Molecular function (GO): purine nucleoside transmembrane transporter activity
Source: RefSeq, a predicted model, not a curated record
ACUAAUUAAUAUGAACUCCUUAAUGUAGAGAACCAUGCCACGAUCUGGAGAGCUAAGUAAUGCCAUCUACUCUCGAUUUGCCCAUUGUAGAGGUGGUGUUUUUGCGGAUGUGCUGGCAGUCGAAGAAGAUUAGGAAAACAUGGUGGUGGGUACUACAUGACCAUAUCUAAUAAUAGUGGCUGGCAACUUUUCCUUGAGCAUUGAUCUUCUGGGUUCAAGUUUUGCCUCCAUCAAUCUUCUUCUUGGGAUCAAGAAUGGACAACACCACCACCGUGGACAUGUCUCUGAUCAAUAACGGCAAGAACAGCACAGCUGCGGCUCCACCCGCGACCAAAAUCUUUCACCACGACUCAAGAUUUCGGCAAUUCCUCGUCUCCAAGCCCCUCGAGGCCCUGCGAUCCAAACCCCGGCUCCACUGGCUGCUCCUCUCGCUCAGCAUCCUUUCGAUGAUGAUCGGGACGGUCGUCGGGCAGCUGCUCACGCGAUUCUACUUCGCGGCCGGGGGAUCGCGCAAGUGGCUCUCGACGUGGCUCCAAACGUCGGGAUGGCCGCUGCUGGCAGUGGCGACUGGAUCGAUCUACUGGAAGCGCGGCAUCAAACUCACGCCGCUCACACCGGCGCUCGCUGCAACCUACACUGCACUAGGAUUUCUUGUGGCUCUAUAUAGUUUCAUGUAUGCCUAUGGCCUGUCCUACCUCCCGGCCUCCACCAGCGGCCUCCUCUCCUCCAGCCAGCUCGCAUUCAACGCGAUCUUCGCGCUGAUCAUCACGCGCCAGAAGAUCAAUCCCUUUGGAUGGAACGCGAUCGUGCUGGUGACCAGCGCCGCCGUGAUCUUGGCGCUUCACUCCGAUGACGAGAAGCUCCCCGGCGUGACGAGGAAGGAGGUCGUCCUGGGCUACGUGAUGACAAUCGUCGCCGCGGCGCUGUCUGGAUUUUUCUUUCCCAUCACCGAGCUUGUAAUCCGGAAAUUUCUCACCGGAUCUUCCAGAUCAAGCGACGCCGCCACCGUCUUGUUGGAGAUGCAAACCCUGCUCUCGCUCAUCUCCACCGCGGUGUCCAGCGUCGCCAUGGCGAUCAACCACGAUUUCCUGGCGAUUCCGGGCGAGUCGCGGCGCUUCAAGGCCGGCGCUGCCCGCUACUACAUCACGCUCGUCUCCACCGCCGUGUCGUGGCAAUUCGCAUUCUUGGGAACGCUGGGGAUGAUCUUCCUCUCCUCGUCGCUGCUCGCGGGCGUGAUUAUGGCUCUCGAGAUUCCUAUCGGCUCCAUUUUCGCGGUCAUCUUCUUUGGCGAUAGCUUUGGCGGCCUCAAGAUCAUGUCUAUGUUCCUCUCGCUCUGGGGGUUUGUGUCCUACACGUAUGGCGGAUAUAUGGACAUGAAGAACAAGUAAGAGCCCUAAAAGAGAGCAUAUUCUACUUUUAAAUUUGAAUAUACUUUCAAACAAAAAUACACAAGCACAUAAAAAUUAGCGUAGUGGAAGACACGAUCAUGCGUGGUUGCGAUGCUUUGAUAAAUGCAAGAGUCGGGCCUUCAUAGAU